CCGUCGUACCGCCGCCCCCCGCACCUGCGGCAGGUGCCGCCGCGCACGCAGCAUGGCCCGACGGGGCGCGGAGCCGCGGGCGCUGCCCGAGAGGGCGGCUGAGCUGCGGAACAAACUCGUGGACCGAUGCGAGCGGCUGCAGCUGCAGAGCGCUGCUAUCACCAAGCACGUGGACGAGGUGCUGCCCGCCAGGAGCCAGGGUGUGCUGAGCGCUGCUAACAGCGCACGAGAGUUGGUCAUCCAGAGACUGAUCUUCGUGGGGAAGGUGUGUGAGAACGAGGAGCAGCGGCUGCUGGAGGAGGUGCACGCCGAGGAGGAGCGGGUGCAGCAGAGCAUCCUGACACAGCAGGCGCACUGGACCGAGGCACUGCAGAAGCUGUCUGCCCUCCGCACGUACCUGGUGGACACGAUCACCAACCUGGACGACCAGGGCUUGGUGAACGCGGAACAAGAGAUCUUCGAGAGGACAGAGUUGGCAGAGGGAAUCUUAGAGCCACAGGAGUCUGCCAAGUUAAACUUUAAUCAGCAGCGUGUUCAGAGUCCGCUGCUGCACCGGCUGUGGGCCUCUGCCGUUCUCUGCUGUAUGGCAGGCUCUCAGGAAAUCAGCAUAGACGAGAAAACCGUCAGCCCCCACCUAAGCCUGUCGGAAGACAAGAAAACCCUGACCUUCAGCCCCAAGAAAGCAAAGCUGGACUUGGAUGGCCCCGAGCGCUUUGACCACUGGCCCAAUGCUUUGGCUGCUGCGGCUUUUCACACGGGGCUCCACGCAUGGAAGAUCAGCGUGGAGAAGAGCUGUGCCUACAAGCUGGGGGUGUGCUACGGCUCGCUGCCACGGAAGGGGCCCGGCAAUGAGGCCCGCCUGGGCUUCAAUGCUGCCUCCUGGGUCUUCUCACGCUACGACAAGGAGUUCAGGUUCUUGCAUGCCGGUCAGCCCCAGCCUGUGGAGCUGCUCAGGGCCCCGGCUGAGAUCGGUGUGCUGGUUGACUUUGCGGGAGGGGAGGUGCUUUUCUACGACCCCAACUCCUGCACCAUCCUCUUCUCGCACCGGGAGGCCUUUGCAGCACCACUCUACCCCGUCUUUGCGGUGGCACACCAGAGCAUCUCGCUCAGCCGGUGAGAGAGGUGGGCUGCAAACAUAGGGCUGUAUGGACAGUGACUGUAUACACCACAGUGCCUUCGCGGGCUACCAGCGUGUACAGUGAUCAGAAAAGACUUGCCUUCAGCCACUACAUCUGUUCUCUUGUUUUACAACGGCUUUCAUCUCCUUCAGGCUGCCGAGCACGUGAUGUUUGCCCUCCAGGACCCAGAGCCAGGACCUUUGGAAAAGGUCAAAUCAGACCCCAAGCACCUCCCACAGGAGCACAGUGCCUUCUGAAGACUCUUGUGAGCUCUCCCCAGCUCCCAUGCUGUUGGAGUCCUCAGGGCUGGGAGGGGGGCUGGGAAGUGCUGCAGCAGGAAGCAGAGCUUUCACUGAGCCCAGUUCAGCAUGGGAAGACCUUGGCAACAACACCACAGUUUGCUCAGCAGAGCUGGGAGUGCUAGGUGGGGAGAGCAAAAUUAUGAAAGCUGGGAUAUGGGAUCAGUGUUUAACACCUGGCUCUGCCAUUCCUCUGUGAGUGAAUCAUUUAAAUCCUCUUCAAGACAAGGGUUUCUUUCCAGCUCCAAUGGAGAGGAACACAGGCAACAAAACACUCCAUGCUGCAGGAAUGAAAAUUAUUUCAAUCUUGCCUAAAGGUUAAGAGCUGUUUGGAGAAAUGAAAGAGAAGUGGCAGAAGGCAUGGAAGGCUGUAGGAACACUUGGAAGGAGGAGCCCUAGUGGGAGGAGGGACACCAUGAAUUGGGGUUGUCACCCAUGUGAGAACCCACACUGGGCAGGGCACCCUCAUGGACCAUCAGCAUCUCCCAGAGCAGAGGAGCAGCAAGAGAGGAGCCAUUAGCAUUGACCUGAAUGGAGCUGUUUGUUCCUGGGGCUUGGCAAGGUUGAGCAUAUUACAGUGAAAACAAGCAGCUGAUUGAUAGUAAAAGAGGUGUUGGACUGACACUGAGCUUGGGUGAAGGAAAGAAAUGCAUUUCCUUGGUGUUUAAAAAUUGUUAUCUUUAUUUAUUUAAGUUCUCAUUUAAGUUCUUUACAGAGAGUGGUGAGGUGCUGGAACAGCUGCCCACAGAGGCUGUGGAUGCCCCGUCCAUCCCUGCAGGUGUUCAAGGCCAGUUGGAUGGGGCCCUGGGCAGCCUGGGAUGGUAUGAAAUGUGGAGGUUGGUGGCCCUGCGUGUGGCAAGGGGUUGGAGCUUCAUGGUCCUUGAGGUCCCUUCCAACCCUGGCCAUUCUGUGAUUCUGUUUCUCAAUAUCCAAAACAGUAAUUAAGUUUGCUGGCAGUAAAUUACACUAAGCAAAAUUCUGCAUCUCCAGACCACUUUGCCCAUAACAAGAGGGCUGUGAUUGCUGCCAUCUACAGCUCCAGGGCAGAGGUAGCUUCUUGUUGAGGUGGCAAACCUGAGGUCCACCAGGUGUGCAGAUACAGCGCAGUGACUGCUCUGCUGGCAGCCUGUCCCCAGACAGCUCUGCAGGAAUCAGUGACUAAGAAGAGGUAACUAUCAGUCCCUCCUGAUGGAAUUAACUUGUGCAACAUAUGUGGAU
Messenger RNA from Lagopus muta (rock ptarmigan), 2635 nucleotides. It is a transcript of the gene BSPRY, whose product is annotated as B-box and SPRY domain containing. Lineage: Eukaryota; Metazoa; Chordata; Aves; Galliformes; Phasianidae. The transcript has 6 exons. Gene Ontology annotation, molecular function: protein binding. The record is from RefSeq and is a predicted model, not a curated record. Bases 53 to 1117 code for a protein of 354 amino acids.